AUGUCGCGGCACACGUUGCUGUUCCUUUUUGCCUUGUUGGCGUCGGCGACCCAGCUGAGGGCCGUCGAUGCGCUGAUCGUCGACGGCCUGCAAGUGGGGUUCUAUGGCAAGACUUGCCCGGAGGCCGAGGGCGUCAUCAGCGACAUCGUCAACAACGAAAUCGCUAUGGACCAGGGCAUCUCCCCUGGCCUCAUUCGCCUCUUCUUCCACGACUGUUUCAUCACGGAGAAGGAUAUUGAGCAGCAGCAGCCACAGCAGGAGGAGCAGCAUCCUCCACAGGAGGAGGAGGAGGAGGAGCAGCAGCAGCAGCCACAGCCACAGCUUCCGUGGUUCCUGCAGAGGCGCCGGCCGCCCCUUCCAUGGCGCCGGCCGCAUCAUCGGCCGCGUGUACCAUUUCGCCGCCAUCCGGUGGCCGACCUGGUCAACGGAUUUUUCCGUGGUUUUCACUGA
Messenger RNA from Miscanthus lutarioriparius, 450 nucleotides. The record is from the annotation of a GenBank genome assembly. Lineage: Eukaryota; Viridiplantae; Streptophyta; Magnoliopsida; Poales; Poaceae.